GCUCGCGCAAAACAACCUUAUUGGGUUGGCAACCAUGAUGUGGUUGUAAUGUUAUAUAACUUAAGGAUAAUUGGAUAAUUAGUAUUAGCAUUUAUCAUUAGUAUUAGCAGUUAUCAAUUUUUAUAGUUGUUGAUCUAAAAGAGCAAAAGACGUUCAAGAAUUUAUCAUGAGACGGCUUCAACUGAAUAAUGGUCUCUUUAUUCCAACUAUUGGACUAGGAACCUACAAAUCACAUUCCAAUGAAGUGAAAGAGGCAGUUAAGUAUGCCAUAGAUAUUGGUUAUCGUCACAUUGAUACAGCAUGGUACUACAAAAACGAAAAAGAAGUUGGUGAUGCUAUAUGUGAUAAACUAAAAGAAGGAGUUGUUAAGAGAGAAGAGUUAUUCAUUGUUACCAAGCUCUGGAAUAAUUUCCAUGAGACAAAAAAUGUAGUACCUAAAUUGAGGGAAUCUCUAGAAUCACUCAAGUUGGAUUAUGUUGAUUUGUUUCUGAUUCAUUGGCCUUUUGCUUUCAAAGUAAGUAUUUAUUCCUGAUUCUUAUAUAUUUGA
This is a messenger RNA of Leptinotarsa decemlineata (Colorado potato beetle), 547 nucleotides long. RefSeq names its product aldo-keto reductase family 1 member B1-like. NCBI's taxonomy places the organism in Eukaryota, Metazoa, Arthropoda, Insecta, Coleoptera, Chrysomelidae. Gene Ontology annotation, molecular function: oxidoreductase activity. The record is from RefSeq and is a predicted model, not a curated record.